GUCUGGCAGUCAUCAAGUAGUAUCUGAGCUUGUAACACAUAGUUAGCAGUUGGUAAUAAUUAUAGCUCCCUCAGUGAAUACGUAAAGUGCGAAUAAAUACGUAUACUCGUAGAAAAAUGCUGGCAUUUGUAUUGGCGUUUAUUCUGAUCACGGUCCUGGUAGGAUUAGUGAUCUAUGCUCGCUGGCACUAUGGCACACUUGAAAAACUUGGGAUCCCAAUGGUUGGCAAGCCGUUCUUAAUUUUUGGGAACACUAUCGAUGCCUACAGCAAAGCCGGUGGAGCUUUGGACAUUGAACGAUUCAAUAAAUUUGGACCCAUUUACGGAGUUUAUGAAGGAAGACACCCACAAAUUCACAUUUGUGACGCCGAACUCAUUCGACUUGUGACCACGAAGGAUUCAGAAUAUUUCAAUGAUAAAAGACGCUUAGACUUUCGAGACCCACUGCUCAAUGAAAUGCCGGAUUUUCAAGCAUAUGAAAAAUGGAAGGUAGUUCGCAACUUUCUUACACCAGCAUUCUCAUCAGCAAAAAUCAAGCUGAUGAUGGGUUCAAUGGUGGUCACAUUGCAAAGAUUUUGUGACCACUUAAAGUCUGAAGUUGUAAGUAGUCCGGGACAGAAAAUGGAAAAAUUCAAUUUACACGGCGAGUAUUUUUCAAUGAUAACUGAUUUGAUUUCGCGAUGUUGCUUUUCGAUUGAAAUCGAAAACCCCAGUGAUCCUCAAAAUCUCUUUGUGAAUAUUGUGCGAGGUCUCUUAAGUCCAGACAACGUGGGUUAUCCAAUGUUGGAAGUAUUGACAUACUCGUUUCCAAUAUUGCAAAAAAUAGCGCCUGGUAUGAUGAACGCUAAGCUAUCAAAUGAUUUCGGGGAGAUCUUCUCGGAAAUGAUGGCAGCGCGGAAGAAGAGCGGCGAAAAUAAACGGGACAUCAUCGACCUUUGUUUGGAGCAAAUGGACAAGUUGGACACUCCGGAGUACAAGCGACUGAACAUUACGAAGCGGACCAUCAUCUGCCAAGCUCUUGUAUUUUUCUUUGCUGGACAGGACCAAAUGAGUUCAAUAGCUUCGUGUAUGAUUAACAACAUGCUGAAAAAUCCGGAGGUGGAAAAGAAAGUCUAUCAAGAAUUGGACCAAUUCCUUAAGAAGCACAAUGGGAAAAUUGACUAUGAAAAUAUUUCCGAGUUGCAGUACCUCUUUGCAUGUAUUACUGAAACGGUUCGGCUUGUCCCAUUUUUUAGCAGAACGGAACGAGUUUGCACCAAGGAUUGGGAAAAUAAGGAGUUUGAUCUUAAAAUUAAAGAAGGAAUGACCAUGAUUAUUCCAAUUUGGGCCGCAAAUCGAAAUCCCAAGUAUUUUCCCAAUCCAGAGAAGUUUGAUCCAGAAAGAUUUAUGCCAAAAAAUAAGGACAAAUUGCACCCUUAUGCCUUGACAUCUUUUGGACAUGGGCCAAGAAAUUGUAUAGGACAGCGAUUCUCUAACGAGACCAUGGUCCUCUUGUCCGCGUUCGUUUUAAAGCAGUUCAAGUUUCAUUUGAGAAGCGAUUCCGAGCCUGCGUAUGUCCCCGCCGGACCAUUCUUUUCACCUCAUACACCAUUUUAUUUCGAUGUGACGCUGCGUUAACAAUACAUUAACAUACGUUAACAAAAAACAAACUUGUAAGUUAAUUCUUAAUAAAAAUCUUUAUUAGUACAAGCUUACUAUUUAAA
Folsomia candida is the source of this 1702-nucleotide messenger RNA. Its product is annotated as cytochrome P450 3A56. Bases 117 to 1616 code for a protein of 499 amino acids. The record is from RefSeq and is a predicted model, not a curated record. Gene Ontology annotation, molecular function: oxidoreductase activity, acting on paired donors, with incorporation or reduction of molecular oxygen; heme binding; iron ion binding. The transcript is spliced from 5 exons. Lineage: Eukaryota; Metazoa; Arthropoda; Collembola; Entomobryomorpha; Isotomidae.